Molecule: messenger RNA, 1386 nt
Organism: Tuber melanosporum (Perigord truffle)
Lineage: Eukaryota; Fungi; Ascomycota; Pezizomycetes; Pezizales; Tuberaceae
Exons: 3
Coding region: 53-1189 (378 amino acids)
Molecular function (GO): metal ion binding; agmatinase activity
Source: RefSeq, a predicted model, not a curated record
CCCCCCCCCCCCCCCAAUCUCAGCGGCUAACGAGCAGACAGACAAACAAGCUAUGAAGUCCCUCCUUUCCCUCCUUCUGCCAUUUCUGCCCCUCGCCCUCUCUCGUGCGGGGAAGGAGUAUAUCGAGGAGGACAUCUUAAACCUCCGCCAAAAAUGGGCUGUUGAACACCCUUUCGGCGGGAUCUCCACCUUUGCUCAUCUUCAACACGUCCGCUGCCUCGUUGACCCGCAUGAAGAGUUCGACAUAGCAAUUCUUGGCGCACCAUUCGAUACAGCUGUAUCCUAUCGACCGGGAGCACGCUUCGGCCCACGCGCGAUACGUGCAGCGAGCGCUAGACAGUCUGAGAGUAGGGGAUUUAAUGUUCGUGCGGGCAUAAAUCCGUACUUGUCGGAUGUGAAGAUACUUGAUUGCGGGGACAUUCCGAUAUCGCCAUUCGAUAAUGAGCUCGCACUGCGGCAGAUGACCGAAGCGUAUAAGGAAUUAAUGUCCCGGUCUACCCCUUCUGGCCGCCGGCCAAUAAUUGUCACGCUGGGUGGGGACCACUCAAUUGCACUGGCGGCAUUGCGUGGAGUGAAUAGCGUCUAUGGACCUGUUUCUGUGGUUCACUUUGACGCUCAUCUCGACACCUGGUACCCAACAAAAUACCCCUCGUCCUGGCCAACCUUACAAUCCGCUUUCACCCAUGGCACCAUGUUCCACCUCGCUUACAACGAGUCUCUCCUGCUCCCCACAUACAACAUCCAUGCGGGCCUACGCACCCGCCUUUCCGGCGCGGAUAUGAGCGACUACGCUGGUGACGAUGCCCAAGGAUGGGCAAGAAUCUCGACCGACGACAUAGACGACAUAGGCGUUGCCGGAAUAGUCAAGAGGAUCGUGGAUCAUGUUGGCAAAAGCAAAGUGUACCUUUCCAUCGAUAUUGACGUUCUGGACCCUGGAAUAGCGCCGGGUACUGGAACGCCCGAAGCUGGAGGGUGGACUACGAGAGAGUUGAUUAGGAUACUUCGGGGGAUUGAAGGGCUGGACGUGGUGGGGGUGGAUGUGGUUGAGGUUGCCCCCGCCUACGAUUGUGCGGAAAAUACUGCGUUGGCGGCAUCGCAGGUGGUUUUCGAGGUUCUGAGCAGCUUAGCUAAGAAAGCCAGGGCUACCGUUAAACUGGAGGGAGAGGGAGAGGCGAGGGACGAGUUGUAAGGGGAUGCUGGGUUCUUGGGUGAUCACUAGUAGUAACUCGUGUCUUGUACGGAGGGGGGUGGUGAAGUCUUCACUGACGAGUCCAUGCCCUUGGGGGUGCUUGUGCUGAUAAUAGAUGGGGUUACGAAAGGUCAUACUGAGGGAGGGCAAUCUCUGCUACUGUGUUAUGUGUAUAGUACGAGUACUACUCCUUCCAA